AUGGGAGGAUAUCCUUUUACGUGGGAGCAUGGUAAGGAUUCUGAUCAUUGGAUUGAGGAGAAAUUAGAUAGGGUUUUGGUAUCUAACGGUUGGAGGUAUAAAUUCCCUUAUGCUCAGGCAUAUACAUUGGAUAUCACUACUUCUGAUCACUUGCCAAUCUUUCUGGAGGGUGAUAACGAAUUUGGAGGAUCGGUUGAAGGUUUGCGGGUUGGCUUUGUAUUACUAGGCUCUCGUUUGGGGUGGGAUCGUAAUGCUAUUCGUGAAGCAUAUCGAAAGUUCUUGCAACUGCUACAUGACCGUGAGGUUCAGUGGAAGCAGAGGGCGAAAGUUUUUUGGCUUCGGGAAGGAGAUGCUAAUACACGUUUUUUCCAUGCUAUGACUAUAGAUAGGAAGCGAAAAAAUAAUGUGCUUAGGCUUCAGAAUUCGGAAGGAGUCUGGUGUUUGAGAGGGUCGGGCUUGGAAGAUUUAAUGGUUGGCUACUUUCAAGACAUUUUUACAUCACGCAUGGGCAAUAUGGAGCCUAUCCUUGAACACGUUACUGCAUGUGUUACGGAGGAGAUGAAUCAGAAGUUCGUGGAGUCUUAUUCAAUAGAGGAAGUGAAGGCUGCAUUGUUUAGCAUGAAACCUGAUAAAGCUCCAGGCAUUGAUGUUUUUAAUCCUGGAUUUUUCCAAAGUCAUUGGGAGAUUAUUAUGAGCAAAAUGAUAGCGAAUAAGUUGAAGGUUAUGCUGGAUAUUAUUGUCUCUCCAACACAAAAUGCUUUCAUUCCUGGCAGAAGUAUUCAGGAUAACAACAUUAUAGCCUUUGAAAUGAUGCAUUAUUUCAAUAAUAAAAGGAGAGGUAAGGAUUGUUUUGCUGCAUUGAAAAUGGACAUUAGUAAGGCUUAUGACAGGAUGGAAUGGCGGUUUGUCCAAGCAAUGCUUCAAAGUUUGUCUCGUUUGAUUUCAGCUAAGGUAAAUCAGGGUUUGAUUACAGGAUGGUCUAUUACGAGAAGAGCUCCUAUUAUUUCACAUUAUUUUUUUGCAGAUGACAGUUUAGUUACUUUCCAAGCAAGUGGCAGAGAGGCACAUGUGAAGGAGAUUAUGGAUGGGUAUGCUGAGGCGUCGGAACAAUUAAUCAAUUAUUCCAAGUCUUCUAUGUGCUUCUCACGUAAUACACCUCUUGAUGUGCGAUAUAAUGUAUGUUCUAUAUUGGGGGUGAUGGAGCAAAAAGACUUGGGGGCAUAUUUGGAUUUGCUAACGCGAAUAGGGAUUAAUAAGCGUGAGGUGUUUCAGUUUAUGAAGGAUAGAAUGCGGCAGAAACUCAACUCUUGGAAGCGGAGAUCGACUUAUGGCUCGAUUUUGGUGGGGGAGAGGGAGCUCUCACGAACGAGGUAUGCAUUGGAUUCGGAGAUUGAGAGUAAUCCAAGCUACUUAUGGAGAAGUUUGUGGGAGAGUAAGAAGUUGAUUGCAUCAGGUUCUCUCAAAAGAGUUGGACAUGGUAAAAGCAUUUCGAUUUGGGAGGAUCCAUGGGUGCCAUUAAAUUUGAAUGGCGUGCAGAGUCUCUUCUUCAAGAUUGGGAAGCGGCUAGAAGUUGUAGGGAGUUGGUUGUUAAUGCUUCGGUUUGCGUCUAAUGGAAAAAAGCCACUUAUUGAAAGUUUUACGCUAAAUGUUGACGCUGCAUUAUUCCUAUAUCAGCCUCUUAUCUCAGAGAUGAUUUCUAUUUCUAUUAACUUUGUUCGUAAGUCUGCUAAUGGUGUAGCUCAUGUGCUUGCUUGA
Molecule: messenger RNA, 1755 nt
Organism: Manihot esculenta (cassava)
Lineage: Eukaryota; Viridiplantae; Streptophyta; Magnoliopsida; Malpighiales; Euphorbiaceae
Exons: 9
Coding region: 1-1755 (584 amino acids)
Source: RefSeq, a predicted model, not a curated record